Molecule: messenger RNA, 3228 nt
Organism: Lentinula edodes (shiitake mushroom)
Lineage: Eukaryota; Fungi; Basidiomycota; Agaricomycetes; Agaricales; Omphalotaceae
Exons: 4
Coding region: 1-3228 (1075 amino acids)
Biological process (GO): intracellular calcium ion homeostasis; calcium ion transmembrane transport
Cellular component (GO): membrane
Molecular function (GO): calcium channel activity; calcium ion binding
Source: RefSeq, a predicted model, not a curated record
AUGGCUGGGAGUAUUUUGGAUUCAAACUCUUCUCCUACGUCGUUGACUGCUGCGGGCAAAAGGCCAGAAACUACCUCCAACGAUUCUCAUAAUCAGCCCUACUUGGCGCCUAAUUCUCACAAUCCCCGUACUUUCCCCUCAACGCUCUCUCUUGACGAUCACGAUCACGACGUUGCGUCACCACCAUACAGGCCAGAAGCUAGCACAUCCAGUUUGCACGGUCAAGACUUGUUGCUGCACCCCAACCAUCCAUAUUCCAGUUAUCCUCCUAGUCCAGCGUAUAGAUCGCAGGCAAAUAUGUCAGACGAACUUCACCUAGAUGGUGACCGUCGCGCUACUGGAGACACUAAAUGGGAGGGAGAACUCAGUGACACGAAACCUAAGGUCCAUUAUCCCGACAUAGAACCGGUCCCCGUUGUUUCCGGUGACGCCAUUUCACCAGCCGCGAACAAAGGUCACCUUCGACUGGACGAAAUGCCUUCAAGGGAUUUCAACCGUUCUGGAACAAAUAGUCCGGCAGAUGCGAUGUCGCUCGCUGGAACGGACGACGAAGAAGACGAUAGUGAUUAUGACUGGAGCGGUGAAGAUGAUCUGGUUGACGAAGAAGCCAAGUUUGAGCAGCAGAUGGGUGUUAAACCCAAAAAAACAGGGUGGGGAUUCAAAAGAAUUGUCACUUUACUCUUUUCCUCUCUCCUCGGCUCCACACUCGUUGCCGGAAUUCUCGUCACACCCGGUAUUCUAAUUCACUUUUAUUGGUUCAAUAACAAUCCUACCUCUCACCGAAAAUACGUUGAGCAAAACGUUCAAGCAUGGCUUUUCUGGGCUGCUGCGAACCUUCUCUUAUCCUGGUACCUCGCUGUCAUCGUCGAUCUUGUCCCGACUCUUGCCACUUUCAUAAUCGCCGCUGUAUGGGGCCAUGUUUCCGAGGUAUUCAAAUCUCGCGUCGAACUGUACAACUCCGUCAAAAACACUUUCAAGCCUGUUUUGUACGCGGCUAGUGCUUGGGCAAGCUGGGUUAUCAUCUUUGGACACAUCUUCAAUCUGUAUGACACCGUAGACACAAGCCAAAGCCGGGCUGGAUAUACGCAGCGACUUUAUCAGGUGGUAGAAUUUCUUUUUUUCUUCGUCUUGGUGAUUUGCGCGCAGAAGAUGCUCUCGCACGCUAUCGCGUUCGCGUUUCAUCGUACGGCGUUUAAAGAACGUCUCGAUGAAGUGCAGUAUUCUUUGAAAGUUAUCGAGCAGCUGCGGAAUUAUAGGCCCAAGCAUGAUCGUUUUGGCAGACAAUCUGGUGCCAGAUCCAGUGGUUGGGCAUGGGGUACGCCAGUACUAGAAAAAGCCGGAUUCGGCUUCGGGAAGAGCCAUAAUAAAGGACUUUCGUCCUCUCGUCUACAUUCACAUCGAGGCACAGAAGAAGAUGGUUAUGGUGCCGAUGCAGACAAUGACUAUGAUGAUCGGACUGUGGUGGGUACAUCGUCCAGAAAAUCUACUUUAGGAAGCACAUUCGGGUUCUCUAACAAAGGCAAGAACAAGAACAAACGACAAUCUGGUAACUUCCCCUCUCCCUCUGGAGGUGGUGAUCACGAACUCGGUGUAUUCUCUUCUGCUACGUCCCCUCACGGACGUUCCCCGAGCUCUCCUUCACCGGACACCAGUCGCCCUAUGACACCCUCCACUGCGGCUCCAUUCAUUUUCAACCACACAAAUUCUCCCGCUGGUAUAUCCCCUUCGGAGAACGGCGGUCGCGGCACUCCACAUCGCUAUCCCCCAGGCUCAGGCAUGAACACCGCCUCUCCGCGCCCCUCCCUCGACUCCAAUCACGGAGCAGGCGCUUCCGAGACACUCGCCGCAGCAGCCAAGGUUUUGAAAUCUGCCGUCCUCCACGAUGCGCGAAAUAUUCGCGGAGAUGCCGAUCAAAUUGGGAAUGGUGGUGGUGGCGCCAUAGGCCUGGGUCAUGUCGGGUCGAGUUCAGAGGCGAAGAGAUUGGCGAGGGCGAUUUAUCUCAAAUUCCGACCCCUUGGACAAGGCAGGACGUAUCUCCUACCCUCAGAUUUUCACCCUGCGUUCCCUGAUACGACUACCGCCCAAGCAGCUUUCAGAGUGUUUGAUAAAGAUAAUAAUGGGGAUCUGUCUCGUGCUGAAAUCAAGACUACGCUACUCAAAGUGUAUAAGGAACGUCGGUUCCUUGCUCGGUCUAUGCGAGACGUUGGAAUAGCACUCAAAAGCUUGGACGGGAUUCUCUUGUUCUUUGCGCUGGUUAUCGUAUUCUUCAUCAGCUUGUCGGUGUUCGGUGUACAAGUUGGUGACUCUCUGAGUAGUGUCUAUACCCUGGGUAUUGGUGCGAGUUUUGUCUUCAAGGCUAGCGCGAGUAGCGCUUUUGAUGCUAUAAUGUUCUUGUUUGUAACACACCCUUAUGAUACCGGUGAUCGAUGCUUCAUUGAUGAUGAAAUUCUCGUGGUGAAAAGGAUGGGCCUGUUCGCUACGGUUUUUGCACGAGUGGACGGGACGGAGACGUACUAUUUCAACAGUCAACUUUUCACAAAGUUCAUUACCAACGUCCGUCGUUCCGGCCAAAUGUACGAAAAUGUAACUCUUCAACUCCAUUGGCGGACCCCACUAGCUAAACUCGACGCUCUCGAGAAAUUCUUGAACAAUUGGCUGCAGACAGAGCAAAAUCGAUGGUUCGUACCGAGUACCGCGAUAAUGUUGCAAAGUAUCAAUUUCCAGAGAUACCUGGAAGUGACGAUUGGGAUUGGGCACAACGGAACAUGGCAAGAUUGGGGCCUCCGUUGUGCUCGUAAAACUGCUUUUCACGCUGCUGUUCAACAUUACACCCGUAUACUCGGCAUCGUCUGCUACGAGUCAACCCAACCAAUUGUCUACAAUAACUCUUCCGAUUCCCCCGCAAUAAAUAUCUUGAACGACGGCAGCGUUCCUCCGCCUUCACCUGGGGGUUAUGGUGGCUGGUCGGGAUCCGGUGGGUAUGAACUGGAACCAGGUCCAGAUGGUGGUGUGGACAUCGUCUACGGAGGAAAUGGCACUGGUGCCACCGCCGAAGGUACGAAUACCAUGUCACCCGCUGCGGCAGCAGCUCUUGGUGUAGGUGAAAAGGAGAGUGGACUGAAGACUGCACUCGGGUUUACACCUCCUGAGGGCUUGGUUGGCGCGCAUCUGAGAGCAAGGAAGACGAAGAGUAGGAAGGUCAUGGUUGGGUUGGCUGGAGAUGGGUGA